AGCAUCCACAACAUAUGUGAAACUCCGGCUCAGCUGUCACUCGGACUCGAACCCUUUCGCCGGCGGCAUGUGGCUCCCAUACAGCAGACGCACUCUGUGUCUCCUCGUCUUCACUGUCCUCCUGUCGCAGGAAUGUCUACGAUGGGUUGAGGCACAGCACUGUGUCUGGUAUGGGGAGUGUGGGGAGUCCCAACUGGUGCACGAAAAAAAGUACAACUGUAACUACACUGGUCCUCCCAUCCCUCUACAGCCUGAGGGGUUUGAGCUUCUCACGGAACUUUGUCCUGGAUAUGACUAUGAAAAUCGAAGCCUCUGCUGUAAUGUGGACCAGUUGCGCACUCUCAAAGGGAGUCUCCAGCUGCCCCUGCAGUUCCUGUCUCGGUGUCCUGCCUGUUUCUUCAACCUGAUGAACCUCUUCUGUGAGCUGACAUGCAGCCCCCACCAAAGUCAGUUCAUGAAUGCCUCUGAGAUCAACGGCACCAGUGUAACGGAAGUGCAGUAUUACGUUGGACAAAGAUUUGCUAGCGCCAUGUAUAAUGCCUGUAAGGACGUCCAGGCACCAUCCACCAACGUGAAGGCCAUAUCAAUAGUGUGUGGCAAAGAUGCAAAAGACUGUAACGCUACUAACUGGAUCCAGUUCAUGUUUGAUAUCAACAAUGGACAGUCUCCCUUCCCUAUCAUCCCAAUAUUCUCAGAUGUCCCGGUGUCUGGUUACACUCCCAUGAACAACAAGACAUACGCCUGCACCGAGGGCUUGGAGGACGGCUCUGGUCCUUGCUCCUGUCAGGACUGCACCAACGCCUGUGGGCCCCGACCCGUACCUCCCCCUCUCCCCCCACCCUGGACAAUCUUUGGUAUCGAUGCUAUGACCGUCAUCAUGUGGAUCUCAUACGUGGCCUUCCUGCUGAUCUUUUUCGGAGCUGUACUGAUUGCGUGGUGUUACAGGAAAAGGAGGAUCAUGUCCGAGUAUGGCCCCAUACUGGACAGCAAUAACCCGCUGUCUCUCAACAGUGAUAAUCCUGACCAAGUCAAUGCAUCAUGUUGUGAAAGUCUCGGCGAACGCUUCGAGAAUGCACUGCGCGUCUUCUUCUGCUCCUGGGGUUCCUUCUGCGUGCGACAUCCCUCUGUGGUCAUACUGGGGAGCCUGAUAGUCGUGGUCGCCUCCUCUGGUGGGCUGGUCUACAUGCGCAUCACCACCGACCCCGUUGAUCUGUGGUCGGCUCCCACCAGCCAGGCUCGUCAAGAGAAGGACUACUUUGACAAACACUUCGGCCCCUUCUUCAGAACUGUACAGCUCAUUAUAACCACUCCAAUCAAUGACACUACCGUCUACUCCCCAUACCCUGCCGGAUCGGACGUCCCAUUCAAAGCCAUACUGGAUAAAGACAUCCUGCACCAGGUGCUGGAUUUGCAGCUUGACAUCGAAGCCAUUGUGGCCCCAUACAAGGAUCAAACCGUCACCCUGAAGGACAUCUGCUUGGCCCCUCUGGCCCCCUACAAUGACAACUGUACCAUCCUGAGUGUCCUCAACUUCUUCCAGAACAGCCACGCUGUGUUGGACCACACGAAGGGAGAUGAAUUCUUUGUCUGGGCUGACUAUCACAGUCACUUCCUCUACUGUGUCAGUGCACCAGCAUCCCUUAACGACACCACCGCCCUCCACGACCCUUGUUUGGGCACGUUUGGGGGCCCCAUCUUCCCAUGGCUCGCCCUCGGGGGUUACGAUGAGACCAACUACAACAAUGCCACCGCUCUAGUGAUCACCUUUCCACUCAACAACUACCUGAACGACUCAGUCAGGCUGGACAAAGCUCUGGCGUGGGAGAAAGAAUUCAUCAAGUUCAUGAAGAACUUCACAAACCCCAACCUGACCAUAGCGUUCAGUGCAGAGAGGAGUAUUGAGGAUGAGAUUAACAGAGAGAGCAACAGUGACAUCAGCACCAUCGUGAUCAGCUACGCUAUUAUGUUCAUCUACAUCUCCCUGGCCCUGGGUCACAUCCAAAGCUGCAGGAGAGUGAUGGUGGACUCAAAGAUUUCUUUGGGUAUAGCUGGUAUCCUGAUUGUGCUCAGCUCUGUGUCCUCCUCACUGGGGAUCUUCAGCUAUGCUGGUAUCCCUCUCACCCUCAUUGUAAUUGAGGUCAUUCCCUUCCUGGUGCUGGCUGUCGGAGUGGACAACAUCUUUAUUAUAGUGCAGACGUACCAGAGAGAUGAGCGGAUGCCACACGAGGAGCUUCACCAGCAGAUCGGUCGUAUCCUUGGUGACGUUGCCCCGAGCAUGCUCCUCUCCUCGUUCUCUGAGACGGUGGCCUUCUCCCUGGGAGCCUUGACGAACAUGCCUGCAGUGAGGACUUUCUCUCUGUUUGCUGGCCUGGCUGUUUUUAUUGAUUUCCUGUUGCAGAUCAGUUGCUUUGUCAGCUUGCUCGGCUUGGACGCAGAACGACAGGAGGGGAACCGACUUGACAUCAUCUGCUGCGUGAAGCUGCCAGAAGGUCAGGAAACAAAGACGGAUGGUUUCCUCUUCCGCUUUUUCAAGAAAGUCUAUGCCCCAUUCAUCCUCAAAGAGUGGGUGCGACCAAUCAUAGUGGCAGUGUUUGUUGGAGUACUCUCCUUCAGUAUUGCUGUCAUGAACAAAGUGGAGAUUGGACUGGACCAGAAAUUAUCCAUGCCUGAUGACUCGUACGUGCUGGACUACUUUAAGAACAUGAGCGAGUAUCUCCACACUGGCGCUCCAGUGUACUUUGUGGUGGAGGAUGGUGUGAACUACAGUAGCCUGGAGGGUCAGAAUGUUGUAUGUGGUGGAGUGGGCUGCAACAACGACUCUCUGGUCCAGCAGGUCUACUCUGCCUCACUCAUCAGCAACUACACAACCAUAGCCCUCACACCGUCCUCCUGGUUGGACGACUACUUCGACUGGGUGAAGCCUCAGUCCACUUGCUGUCGUUACAUCAACGCCACCGGGGCUUUCUGCAAUGCUUCAGUGGUAAACUCAUCGUGUGUUCACUGUCGGCCCAUGACUCCGAGUGGAAAGCAGAGGCCAGAAGGUGAAGACUUCAUGAAGUUUCUACCCAUGUUCCUGUCGGACAAUCCCAACGUCAAGUGUGGAAAAGGCGGCCACGCAGCCUACGGCACAGCGGUGGACCUGUAUCCCAAUGACGCAGGCGUGGGAGCCACUUACUUUAUGACUUUCCACACCAUCCUGAAGGAAUCCCCAGACUUCAUAAAUGGUUUGAAAAUGGCCCGAAAUCUGGCUCAUAACAUCAGUCAGUCCAUGAACCACAAAGUGUUUGCCUACAGCAUCUUCUACGUUUUUUACGAGCAGUACCUCACCAUAGCGUACGACACGGCUCUGAACUUGAGCGUGUCGCUGGCGGCCAUAUUUGUGGUGACGGCGAUUUUGUUGGGCUUCGAGCUGUGGUCAGCGGUGGUCGUCUGCAUCACCAUCGCCAUGAUCCUGGUCAACAUGUUCGGCGUCAUGUGGCUGUGGGGCAUCAGCCUCAACGCUGUCUCCCUGGUGAACCUGGUCAUGACCUGUGGUAUCUCGGUGGAGUUCUGCAGUCACAUCGUGCGAGCGUUUUCCAUCAGCGUGAAGAAGAACCGAGUGGAGCGGGCUGAGGAGGCUCUGGCUCACAUGGGCAGUUCUGUAUUCAGUGGAAUCACGCUCACAAAGUUUGGAGGUAUCAUAAUCCUGGGGCUGUCCAAGUCGCAGAUCUUCAAGGUUUUCUACUUCAGGAUGUACCUGGCCAUAGUUCUGCUGGGGGCCACACACGGCCUCAUCUUCCUCCCCGUGCUGCUCAGCUAUAUCGGUCCGUCGGUGAACAAAGCAAAGGUGUUUGCUGCUAACAAGCGCAACGCCGGCACAGAAAGGGAGCGGCUCCUCAACUACUAGGAGGCCGCGGACAAUGAACAAUGCCCUGACUAUUUGUCUGGUAGGGACUGUGUGGGUGUGAGCGCGAGGCAGUUUCUGUGACUACUGACACACUCAUCGUCAUUGCCACUACUAUGCACGUAUUUCACUCAGGAAUACACUUGGGAAUGCCAGAGGCCUUGUUGGGCUGCACACUCGUAUCGACUUCUGCAGCAGACUUCAGACCCCCGACAUUCCGCACACUACAGGACAAGCCCGACCUCGGUAUUUGAAGCGUGAGCAGCGUGCCGCGGGACAGAUUUCAACACUUUGACUGUGUGGACGUAAGAGAGACACCACCCCCGCCACCAUUUUAAAGACAAACCCUCAGUCAGAUUCUAUGAGCUAUUUUGAUAAGGGAAAACGUAAAAGGGUAAAACUGAUCAGUUUGUUUUUUUCAUGUGUUUUUGUUUUUUUUAAAUAUAUGCCAGAAACAAAUAUAUAUAAAUAGAUCUGACUUUUUUUUUUUGUUUUUUUUACUUUUUUAGAACUGUUUGAUAUUAUGAAUCUUUUAUUUACUGUAACACAGCCCUCACCGGAGCUAACCAAUAACAAUAGCAAUAUCAUAAGUCCUCCAUAAUACCUGACAUCAACAUGAAUCCUAUUUAGAGCUGUGUCGGCAAACUGCAUCAUAAAGACGUACGGCUCAUUUUCACCUAGCAAUAAUAUUUUUCCUGUGCACCUAAGGAAUCUGGGAUUAGCUUGUAAGUACUGAGACAGUCAUGUUUUUACGCGAGUACACUGGAUUUGAAAUUAAAAGUGUCUUUUAGCUUUACAA
Molecule: messenger RNA, 4682 nt
Organism: Hippoglossus stenolepis (Pacific halibut)
Lineage: Eukaryota; Metazoa; Chordata; Actinopteri; Pleuronectiformes; Pleuronectidae
Gene: npc1
Product: Niemann-Pick disease, type C1
Exons: 25
Coding region: 68-3886 (1272 amino acids)
Cellular component (GO): membrane
Molecular function (GO): lipid carrier activity
Source: RefSeq, a predicted model, not a curated record